Messenger RNA from Trichomycterus rosablanca, 2183 nucleotides. It is a transcript of the gene sgca, whose product is annotated as sarcoglycan, alpha. Bases 1 to 1191 code for a protein of 396 amino acids. Gene Ontology annotation, cellular component: membrane; sarcoglycan complex. Gene Ontology annotation, molecular function: calcium ion binding. NCBI's taxonomy places the organism in Eukaryota, Metazoa, Chordata, Actinopteri, Siluriformes, Trichomycteridae. The record is from RefSeq and is a predicted model, not a curated record. The transcript has 11 exons.
AUGGAAGUAUGUGUGGUCGUCCUGCUGGGGGUGAACGCAGACAUUCAGAAAAAGGCUUCCGUGGGUCGGCUGUUUGUGCACGAGCUAGAGAGAGAAACCUUUCAGCAUGAAUUUGAGCCAUACCACAAACACUACGGAGGAGAAAGAGGGUGGGCGUAUAACGAUCCUAUGGUGUUUAAGUGCAACAAACAGCAGUUCCCAGACCUUCCACGAUGGCUGCGCUAUACCCAGCGCCACCCAUACGACAGUGGUUUCCUGUAUGGCACACCAGUGGAAAGCGACCUAGGCAAGAACAUCAUCGAGAUCUAUGUGACAAAUAAACGAAGUUAUGAGACCUUUAAGGAGCGACUUGUUAUAAGCGUUGGCGGUGCAGAAAAAGCCACACCUUACCAGGCCGAGUUCUUCAUUGAGAAGAGGGAGAUCGAGAAGGUGCUGCCAUCAAGCGUUCAGGAAGAGAUAAAGCACGACAUCCGGCAAAUGUGGGGUACAGAUAGGCUCGAGUACGUCAACAUCACAUCUGCUUUGGAUCGGGGUGGUCGUGUCCCUCUGCCUCUGCCUGGACAUUAUGAGGGUGUGUAUGUGAAGCUGGGGUCAGAUCGACCCUACUCUCAGUGCCUGUUAAGGCUACGGACGGCGGAACACCAACGAGAGUGUGAGGCUGGCGGGAGGAUCACUGGAGACUGCAGUGUGUUCAGCAUUCCUGCUAACCAUGUGACCUGGUGCAAGUCAACCCUGAUAGAUUUGUCCAGACCUGUACCCCCUGCUCCGGUGCCGACCAUGGGUUCGGGAAUCCUGGAAUGGGGGGGUGAGUUUAACCCACCCGAUUCCCCACCUGAGAGGGAAUUCCUCCCUGACUACAUAGUCACCGUCAUUGUUCCUUUCGCUCUUGCUUUAUUGCUCUGCCUCCUCCUGGCCUACGUGAUGUGCUGCAGGAGGGAAGGACUCCAAAAACGUGAUGCCAUAACUCCUGAGCUCCAGCUCUACCAUCACCACACCAUCCAAGGGAACAGCAAUGAACUGCGUAGCAUGGCAGACAGCCGUGCCAACGCGCCUCAGCCGCUCUCCACACUCCCCAUGUUUAACGCCCGCACCGGGCAGACGGCACCUCCUCAGUACCCUUCUGACAGCGUUCACAUCCCCCUCAUCAUGGCACAGCAGGAGCCAAAUGUUGACACGCUGCCCAGGAAAUGAAGAUGGUUUGUUUUGGAGGAUCUUCUCUGAUGAUUGUGUGAACUUAAUGUUAAACUAUAUGAAUUAUAAUAUAUACAUCGAUUAGCCAUAACAUUAAAUCCAUCUUCUUUUAUCAGCUCCACUUACCACAUAGAAGCACUUUGUAGUCCUACAAUUACUGACUGUAGUUCACCUGUUUUUCUACAUACUUUUUUUACCCCCCUUUCAUGCUGUUCUUUAAUGGUCAGGACUCUCCCAGGACCACCACAGAGCAGGUAUUAUUUAGGUGGUGGAUCAUUCUCAGUACUGCAGUGACACUGACAUGGUGGUGGUGUGUUAGUGUGUGUCGUGCUGGUAUGAGUGGAUCAGACACAGCAAUGCUGCUGGAGUUUUUAAACACCUCACUGUCACUGCUGGACUAAAAAUACUCCACCAACCAAAAAUAUCCAGCCAACAGCGCCCCGUGGGCAGCGUCCUGUGAUCACUGAUGAAGGUCUAGAUUAGAAGAUGACCAACUCAAACGGCAGCAAUAGAGGAGCGAUCGUCUCUGACUUUACAUCUACAAGGUGGACCAACUAGGUAGGAGUGUCUAAUAGAGUGGACAGUGAGUGGACACGGUAUUUAAAAACUCCAGCAGCGCUGCUGUCUCUUAUGCCCUCAUACCAGCACCAUGUCAGUGUCACUGCAGUGCUGAGAAUGAUCCACCACCUAAAUAAUACCUGCUCUGUGGUGGGCCUGACCAUUGAAGAACAGAGUAAAAGCAGGUUUCAAUUACUACAAUUACUACAGUCAGUCAUUGUAGAACUACGAAGUUGAAAGUAGAAACAAGGAGGUGGUUUUAAUGUUAUGGCUGAUCGGUGUAUAUUAUUAAAUUAUGAAUUAUCUGUGGAAUGUGAGUGUCUGAGAUAUUCAGAUAAAGUCCAGGUUUGACACCUUGGCCUAAUCCGUACUUGUUUGUGUCCAGUGUAAUACUAAUACUGAUGCACUAAAUAAAUGCUAAUUAUUAUCAUUAA